Trichosporon asahii var. asahii CBS 2479 is the source of this 648-nucleotide messenger RNA. RefSeq names its product 26S protease regulatory subunit 6A. Gene Ontology annotation, molecular function: proteasome-activating activity. The record is from RefSeq and is a predicted model, not a curated record. Bases 1 to 648 code for a protein of 215 amino acids. Gene Ontology annotation, cellular component: proteasome regulatory particle, base subcomplex. Gene Ontology annotation, biological process: proteasome-mediated ubiquitin-dependent protein catabolic process. The transcript is spliced from 3 exons. Lineage: Eukaryota; Fungi; Basidiomycota; Tremellomycetes; Trichosporonales; Trichosporonaceae.
AUGUCCGCCCCUGCAGGUGAACCGCCUGUACCCCCCAACCAGCCUUCGAACAACGACCGCAAGGAGGAGUCUCCUUCUUCGCCCGGGCAGGCGACCGAGCAGGCUGCCGCCGGCGAAGAUGUCAAGAUGAAGGAGGCGAAGCCGGAGAAGCCGGAGGAGACUUGGGACGACAUCCCGGAACACGUCCUGAAGGGUGAUGCGCAGGAGAUUCGUAUGCAGACGAGGAUGAUCGACAAUGAGGUCAAGAUGCUUCGUGCGGAGAACCUUCGCCUCUCACAUGAGCGUGAGCAGAUGGUCGAGAAGAUCCAGGACAACAUGACGAAGAUCAAGCAGAACAAAGUGCUGCCGUAUCUCGUUUCGAAGGUGGUGGAAAUUCUCGACGUCGACGCCGAGGCUCAGGAGGGAGCGGCGCACAACGAGCAGAACGCGAAGAAGUCCAAGUGUGCCGUCAUCAAGACAUCUACGCGACAGUUGACGCCGGGAGACCUUAUCGGUGUCAACAAGGACUCUUACCUGGUCCUGGACAAGCUCCCCGCGGAGUACGACGCGCGAGUGAAGGCGAUGGAGGUUGACGAGCGACCCACCGAGACGUACACCGACAUUGGUGGUCUGGACAAGCAGAUUGAGGAACUGGUGGAGGCUAUGUAA